Molecule: messenger RNA, 1321 nt
Organism: Leguminivora glycinivorella
Lineage: Eukaryota; Metazoa; Arthropoda; Insecta; Lepidoptera; Tortricidae
Gene: Elp4
Product: elongator complex protein 4
Exons: 7
Coding region: 159-1268 (369 amino acids)
Biological process (GO): tRNA wobble uridine modification
Cellular component (GO): transcription elongation factor complex; cytoplasm; elongator holoenzyme complex
Source: RefSeq, a predicted model, not a curated record
UUUCAGCUGCUGAAGUGCACUUGCUUAUAACCUCAAUUUUGAGACGUGAAGAAAGUAAACUUAAUUUUGUUUGUUUUGGCGGCUGAUAAAUGCCUCCAAAAUGAAGUUAUCAUAUUAGUAACUCGUAACAAAAAGUUUUCUCGCGAAAUCUUGCAACAAUGGCAAGCUUUUACAAAACAGUCGAUUCCCGCUCCAGUAUAAAUGGAACAAAGUUAAAAAAUAAUUUACCAUAUGUAUCAUCUGGAAUUCCAUCUCUGGACCAUGUUAUAGGUGGUGGUUUACCAACUGGAGCAGUUUUUGUUGUAGAGGAAGAUGUGCUUGGUAAUUAUAGCAGAGUCUUGAGCAAAUAUUUCCUAUCAGAAGGUGUUGUAUGCAAGCAUGACCUGUUUAUUGCAUCUGCAGAUGAUGACCCCAGAGAAUUUGUAAAGGAAUUGCCACAACCAUGUACAGCUCCUCCGGAGGAUGAAAUAAACAUAGCAGCAAGUGAUGUCAACAAAAUGAAGAUAGCCUGGAGGUAUGAGGGCCUCAAGGAGGUUGAAUCAUCAUUUGGGGACAAAACUAACUUUGGACAUCACUUUGAUCUGAGUCGACACUUAGAUUCUGAAACUAUUAAGAAUAAUAAUAUAACUUAUUGGAAUGUCAAGGACAGCUGUGCUGGUGUAAAAGGGUUCAAGAAUGAUAUCUACUUCAAACUUCUGACCAGUAUAAAAGAGGUUUUAUCUAAAGACACAUACAAGGUAUCAAGCAAGGAGAAUAACAAUAUUUUAAGGAUCAACAUCCAGUCUCUAGGCUCACCACCGUGGAUGAGUCUGGAUUGUGAAGAGGAAGACUCACAUAUGUUUGGGCAGGAUCUCCUUAAGUUUGUCUACUGCCUCAGAGUGUUGCUUCGAGGUACUACUGCAGUUGCCUUUAUCACUAUUCCAGCACAUCUUUUUGAUAGUGAAUCUCUAACAAAAAGGCUGCUCUAUUUAGUGGAUAAUGCAGUAAGAAUUGAAUCGUUUGCCGGAUCCUCCAAAGAGACUAAUCCUGUAUAUAAAGAUUACCAAGGCUUGUUCCACUUGACGAAGCUGAGUACCGUCUAUUCAAUUACACCAUUUGUGCCUCCAAGCCUGGACUUGGCAUUCAAAUUGAGAAGGAAAAAGUUUAACAUUGAGAAACUCCACUUGCCGCCAGAAUUGGAAGAAACCAGUGAAAGAGAACAGGACGACAUCACUGCUAAUCCUCAAAUCGCAUGUGGAGGAUUCAAGAAAAAAGAUAUAGAGUUUUAAGUACACAUUAUUAUGAAAAUUAUUAUAUUACUUGAAAUAUAUUUUUAAUAAUA